Cajanus cajan (pigeon pea) is the source of this 1311-nucleotide messenger RNA. The record is from RefSeq and is a predicted model, not a curated record. Lineage: Eukaryota; Viridiplantae; Streptophyta; Magnoliopsida; Fabales; Fabaceae.
AUGGAUCGUAGUUGGGUGAAUGCAAGAAGAAUCAUUGAUGAGUAUCAAAAUGGGGUUGAACAAUUUUUGGAAUUGGCUCAAAGAAAUCAAGCAGAUUUGAAUGGAAAAUUUUAUUGUCCUUGCGUUAAUUGUUUAAAUGGGAGACGACAUGUAAUUGAUGAAAUACGAGACCAUCUUAUUUGUGAUGGGUUUUUAACGAGCUAUACAACAUGGAUAUGGCAUGGUGAAGAUAAAGAAACUCAAAUUGUGGCCCAAACUGAGCAAGAUGAUGUAGAAAUGGAAGAUCAAAUAGAAGACAUGAUUCGUGAUGUGGGACAAGAGUUUUUCCAGCAAGCACAAUCACAUGUGUAUGAUACUUUAAAAAGUGACUCAGAGACACCUUUGUUUCCUGAUUGUACAACCUACACACGAUUAUCAGCAGUGUUGAGAUUAAUGAACUUAAAGGAAAAAUAUGGGUGGAGUGAUAAAAGUUUCACAGAGUUUCUUGAGGUGUUGAAGUUAAUGCUUCCAAAAGACAACACGUUGCCAGAUCGUCAUUAUGAGGCGAAAAAGGUUUUGUGUCCGAUGGGUCUACAGUAUAAGAAAAUACAUGCAUGCCCUAAUGAUUGCAUAUUGUAUAGAAAAGAGUUUGAAUCAUUGCAAAAAUGUCCUCGUUGUGGGUUGUCACGGUACAAAGUGAAGGAUGAUGGUCGUAGUAGUGAUGAAGAUGUAGUUGAGAAGGGGCCUCCAGCGAAGGUGUUAUGGUAUCUUCCAAUUAUUCCAAGGUUCAAGCGAUUGUUUGCUAAUGCAACUGAUGCAAUGAACCUUACAUGGCAUGCAGACAAAAGAAAUUGCGAUGGCAUGCUUCGCCAUCCAACUAAUUCCCCACAAUGGAAAAAAAUUGAUGGUUUGUUUCCAAAUUUUGGUAGUGAGGCAAGAAACCUUAGGCUCGGGCUUGCUUCAGAUGGAAUGAAUCCUUUUGGAAACUUAAGCACUAACCAUAGUUCAUGGCCUGUUCUCUUUUCAAUUUACAAUUUCCCUCCUUGGUUGUGCAUGAAGAGAAAAUAUGUGAUAUUGUGUAUGAUGAUUGCAGGCCCAAAACAAUCAGGAAAUGACAUAGAUGUUUAUCUAAGUCCUUUGAUCAAGGACUUUAGAAUUUUGUGGGAAGAAGGGGUUGAUGUGUUUGAUGGGUAUCGUCAACAGAGUUUCAAUCUACAUGCAAUGAUAUUUUGUACUAUAAAUGAUUUUCCGGCAUAUGGGAACUUGAGUGGAUAUAGUGUUAAAGGACAUCACGCAUGCCCUAUUUGUGAAAAACAAACAAGCUACCUUUAA